Ceratosolen solmsi marchali is the source of this 2546-nucleotide messenger RNA. Its product is annotated as probable ATP-dependent RNA helicase YTHDC2. Gene Ontology annotation, cellular component: intracellular anatomical structure. NCBI's taxonomy places the organism in Eukaryota, Metazoa, Arthropoda, Insecta, Hymenoptera, Agaonidae. The transcript is spliced from 3 exons. The coding region runs from base 1 to 2406 and encodes 801 amino acids. Gene Ontology annotation, molecular function: protein binding; RNA binding; helicase activity. The record is from RefSeq and is a predicted model, not a curated record.
AUGUCACGACGUAAAUGUAAACAAGUUAAUGUUGUUGAAGAUAAGAAAAUUGCCAUUAAUACUAUUGUUCAAAACUUCAUGGAAGCAGCUGAUCAAAAAGAAUUAAAAUUACCUCCAAUUUACAAUGUCGAUGAAAGAGCUUAUAUUCACAAAUUAGUUAUCAAAUUGGGUUUAAAGUCCAAAAGUCAUGAGUCUUGCCAAGAAAGAAAUCAAGUAUGUAAGAUAAUUUGCACUCAGCCGAGAAGAUUGUCUGCUAUCUCGGUGGCUGAGAGGGUUGCUUUUGAAAGGUCAGAAAAGAUUGGAGAAACUUUUGGAUAUCAAAUAAGACUAGAAACUAAAGUUUCUUCAAAAACGCUUUUAACUUAUUGUACUAAUGGUAUAUUUUUAAGAACUUUAAUAAGCGAAGAUUCUCCGCUAUCGGGAAUAACUCAUGUAAUUGUAGAUGAAGUUCACGAGCGAGACAGGUUGUGUGACUUUUUAUUAAUUGCUUUAAAGGAUGCUCUUGUUAUAUAUAAACAUUUAAAAGUUAUUUUAAUGAGUGCAACCAUCGAUACUUCUAUAUUUUCUAAAUAUUUUUAUAACUGUCCAAUAAUUAGGAUUCCUGGAAAAUUAUAUGAAGUUGAUAUUUACUAUUUAGAAGAUGUUUUACAAAUGACUAAUUACUUCACAAAGGAAAUGUUAAAAAUGAAAAAUAAAUUAAAAAAUUAUGGACAUCAUGAUAAUCAUCCUUCAAAAUCUGUAACAGAAAAUCAAUCCAAUAGAUUUAAUAACGAUGUUACAAACAAUGCACAAAGUAUUGUUCAUGAUAAAACCGUUUCAGAUAAGGUUGAAUUAGAAUCGUGGUUUAUUGAAGAAAUAGAUAAAGCUAUCGAGGAUGCAUGGUUAUUUGGAGGAGAAGACAGAUUUACUCAGAUUUUAUAUUUAAUUUGUUCAGAGAAUGUACCUGUGGAUUAUCAGCAUUCAAAAAAUUUUGUAACUACAUUAAUGAUUGCUGCGGGUCGUGGAUAUUUAAAUAUUAUACAGAAUCUUGUUAAUCUUGGUGCUAAUUUAAAUCUCAAAUCUUGUAACAAUUGGACUGCCUAUGAUUGGGCAAGAAAUAUGAAUCAAAUAGAAUGCGCUGAAUUUAUAGAAGCUUAUACAGCAGCGCUUGAUUGUGCAGUGCAAGAAGAUGAACUUGUAAAUGCUAGUGUACCAUCUAUUACAGAAGAUAGUAAAGCAUUGCUCGACAUAUAUCAUAGCACAUUUAACGAUGAAAAUAUUAAUUAUGACCUUCUUUUAAAAUUAAUUUUGCAUAUUCAUUUGAAAAUGCCUAUGGGCUCUAUUUUGGUAUUCUUACCAGGGUAUGACGAAAUCAAUAAUAUGAAAAACAAAAUUAUUGAAGAAGUUAAGCUAAAUAACAAAAAAGAUUAUAAUAUAUAUAUACUUCAUUCCAAUGCUCAAAUUAGUGAUCAGAAGCAAGUUUUUAAGCCCAGUCCUAGAGGAUGUCGAAAAUUUAUUCUCUCCACAAAUAUAGCAGAAACUAGUAUAACAAUUAAUGAUGUAGUAUAUGUCAUUGAUUGUGGAAAAGUAAAAGAAAAAUCAUUUGAUGUAAUAACUGGUGUAUGUACAUUUGAAUCUAAUUGGAUAUCUCAAGCUUGCGCCAAGCAACGUACUGGUAGAGCUGGCAGAUGCCAAAAAGUUAUGGAAAUGGUUUGUGGAAUAAAAAAUCAGCUCGUUACUCAACUUAAAAUUUCUGGUUUUAUAAAACCAAACGGACGAAACGAUAUUAAUUAUUUAAAUUCAAAUUCUAAGAAUUGGGCUAUUAUUAAGGCGGCUUUAACUGCAGGUUUGUAUCCAAACUUAAUUAGAUUCGAUCGAACGAACAACCAACUAAAAACCGAGAGGGAAAGUAAGGUUCGCAUACAUUCUUUAUCAGUUUUAAAAGAUAUUUCAAAAUCGUUGAACAAAAAUUGCACAGAGUAUGAUGAAACGAAUGCAAGUUCGUUACCUUGCGAAUGGAUACUCUAUGAAGAACUGAUUCGUUGUGGACGGUAUUGUUCAGCUAAAAAUGUUACUCUGGUCAAUUCUCUUACUGUAGCUAUAUUUAGUGGAUCCACUAGAUCACCAACCGAUAUAGUUUAUAAAACCGUAUCUGAAUCUAAUAAUAGUUCUAGUUCAGAAAUAAAUAGAAAUUAUAAAAAAUAUGUAACGCUGAAGUUGGACGAUUGGAUAGUAUUUCAAACUGACCCAAAGACUGCCGAAUUAAUUCUAUACUUAAGACAAAAAUGGAAUGCAUUAUUUUUGUGGCAUAUGAAAAACCCAUAUAAAUUUAUGUCUCAAGUGGACGAAGAGUUCAUGAAAAUAUUGAUAGCGGUUAUGAAUAAUGAAGAGCAAGCAUCUAAACUAUACCAAUCAUUAAAUUUGUGAUAAUUACACUUUUUAGCUAUCAUCCUGCCAUCGUUGAAGAAAUAUGAUAAAUUGCACAUAUGUAUCAAAUAAAUUUUAAAAUACUAAGUAGUCUAAAUGUACAUAUUAUCGAUAUUUUUGUUAUCUAGAAUGGAAUUCUU